UUUGUACCUGCCCCUAUAUAUGAACUCUUGCGCCGUCUUCGUCCCCGUCUCCGCGCGCGGAACAUCGUUCGACUUGACAUGGCCGACCGAGGAUACUCCACCUUGACAAAGGUAGGCUUGGGCGCCCUGGCCUUCAACUCGGCGCUGGCCAUCUACAAGUCCUGGGGCGCCGACGCGACCGCCGUGGGGUUCGUGCUCGCCGCCGACGUCGCGCUGUGGCUGCUCUUCCUCUGCCUCCGUCAGUUCGAGCAGCGCGGCGGCACGGGCAGGGAUACUACCAAGAUCAGAGCCGCGGUGUGGGCGCUCACGACGCUCCUCACGGCCAUGUUCGCGUCCAGAGUGGCGCCGCUCAUGCCGACGCCGGUGGGCGCCGCCGUCUGGGUCAUGGCCGUCGCCACGGCCGCAGGAGGCUUCUGGGCGUUUUUUCUCAAUUGAUUGUUGUUGAUCGAUCAUUCAGCCAUAGUCGAGACACUGUUACUGCUGUCGGAUGUGCUCAUUAUUUACCUUCUUCCUUUCUUCUGCAAUGUAAUUGUAUUUGUAU
This is a messenger RNA of Sorghum bicolor (sorghum), 541 nucleotides long. RefSeq lists its product as uncharacterized. Lineage: Eukaryota; Viridiplantae; Streptophyta; Magnoliopsida; Poales; Poaceae. The transcript has a single exon. Bases 79 to 435 code for a protein of 118 amino acids. The record is from RefSeq and is a predicted model, not a curated record.